Cladophialophora immunda is the source of this 1513-nucleotide messenger RNA. RefSeq lists its product as uncharacterized. The transcript has 3 exons. NCBI's taxonomy places the organism in Eukaryota, Fungi, Ascomycota, Eurotiomycetes, Chaetothyriales, Herpotrichiellaceae. The coding region runs from base 60 to 809 and encodes 249 amino acids. Gene Ontology annotation, biological process: cristae formation. Gene Ontology annotation, cellular component: MICOS complex; mitochondrial crista junction. The record is from RefSeq and is a predicted model, not a curated record.
GAAUCUCGUAUGAUUCCCAAGCCUGCGCCAGCAGCAACCAUUGUUCAACCUCUCUCAACAUGGCGCGAGUAAGGCUCCUGCGAGCUUCGAGACAAGCCGCAGUAUUCGCCCUGGGAGCAACUGCGGCGACCCAAGUCCAUUCAUUUCCCUCCCCGUUCCGCACAGUAUAUGCAGAGGCUCCCUCAAAGGACCAGCUCCCUGACAAGAAACCCAUAUACUCCGACUUCCCAGUCGCACCCACCACUCCCGAGCCCUCGCCCACUUCUCCGGUCUCGAAACCAAAUCCGCACUCACCCACACCUACCGACCGACUCACAGUGCAUGUCAAGAAGGUCCGUUUGUUCCUGUACGAUCAAUCACUCGCCGCCGAAACAUCCUUCAACAAAUUCCUGUCAUGGGCAUUCCGGAAGGAAACAGACUUCAGCAACACCAUUGCUUCCUUGGCCCCGGCCCCCGAGACCGGCGAACAACUUCUUCCCGGAGCCAUUUACGUGCUGGUAGCGACACUCACAGGCUCCAUUGUAGCUCGCAACCGGGGGAUCUUCUUACGGACCACGUUCCCGCUUGCCGUGGGUAUCGCGGCGGGCUGGUACCUCAUCCCAGUGACGAUGCGGAACACCUCGGACUUGAUCUGGGAGUAUGAGAAAAAGGUACCCGCGAUCAGCGAAACCCACUCCCAAAUAAGUGGGUUUGCCAAAGAAGCGUGGAAGCAGACGAGGGCGCACACGAAAUUUGCGACGGACUGGGCGGAUGAGAAGGCGACCGAGGCGAGGAAAACUGUCGAGGACUUGGUUUCGAAAGGCAAAUAAACACCAGUGCUGGAUCUGCGGGCAGGGUAAAGACAUUUAAAAAAAAAGACUCAAAUAACGGAGUAUAGCUCCCACAGGCAAGCAAGACCGUUUAUGAGACUUGGUGGCAGGGCGGCUUGCCCGAAUGUACAGAACAAUGGCGUUUGUCUCUUCUACGUUCCAUGCGUUUCACGAUCGACCACAGUGCCUUGCUCGCGUGACAAUUCGGGGACCUGCGCUUCUGGCGAGGCUCUCAGCGUCAGAACUCGGCAGAUGCAAAUACAUAGCAAGCCCCGCCAACUUAUCACAGCUAUACUCACACGUUUUGUCACUUGCAGUAUAGCACUUUUCUAAAGAGGUACAUCACUCAAGCUAGACAGGACAGGAGACGAAGGCCCGCCGCCCGCUCGCCUAAAUUUCCACGACCAGCUUUUUGUGAGAUGGAGCAGAAAGAUUCCGCCAAUCACCGCACGCCUUUUGUUCAGAUUGGACUCGGUCGCGAGGCUGGCUGUAUGGCCAAGUCGAGGUCAAGCAAAGUUAAGUCUUCGUGAGAGAACGGGGGCCCGUCUGAUCAAUACAUAGAAAGGAGAGGCUGUCCUCAUGGCAUCCAUGGCCAUAUUGAAAAUGCGAGACCUCAGACUAGGAAAUGUUUUCGCCACUGUCGACUGGAUGUCUGAUGGGUUGGAAUAGGAUGCCUCUACGAGGUAUAUCGUCCCUGUUUCUCC